AUGGCACCCCAAGUAAACGGCGAAACGCCAUCCUCUGCAUUCCUCAGCCACCUCUUCUCCUAUCCCGUAAUCUCUGAUAGCUUCAGCACCUUCAAAUCCAACCCCAUCGGCGCCAAAUCCCUCGACUUCACAACCGCCUCAUACAACAAAGUGACCGAGCUCAGCAAGCCCCUGCACCCGUUCUUCACAAAACCAUACCAAUACGUCUCUCCCUACGUCAAGAAAGCCGACUCAAUCGGCGACUCUACCCUCUCUACCAUCGACACCAAGUUCCCUGUUGUCAAGAAACCCACGGGAGAGUUAUACGAUGAGGGCAAAGCAAUUGUGUUCUUCCCGCUGAAGAAGGGGAAUGAGGGGAAGGAAUAUGUAUUUGGUAUCUUUGGCAGUGAGAAGAAGAAGGUUGGUGGAGAGGGUCUGGUUACUGUUGCGAAGGCAACGGUCGCGACAGGUCUUGUGGUUAGCAGUGAUGCGUUGAGUUGGUUGGGCGCGUUCCUUAGCAAGAAGAAGGAGCACGCGAAGGAGGUUGCGAAUGAGAAGAUGGGUAGCUAA
Hyaloscypha bicolor E is the source of this 549-nucleotide messenger RNA. RefSeq lists its product as uncharacterized. NCBI's taxonomy places the organism in Eukaryota, Fungi, Ascomycota, Leotiomycetes, Helotiales, Hyaloscyphaceae. The record is from RefSeq and is a predicted model, not a curated record. The transcript has 2 exons. The coding region runs from base 1 to 549 and encodes 182 amino acids.